GCGGUGGUGCAGCUGAUGGCAGCAACGGGGGCGGGCUUUGAGCGCUUCACGCCCAUCGGCAUCAGACAAGAGCUGUCGCUGCGUGAUACGGUGCAGUCUGUCAUGGUUCCCCUGGCUGACGUGGCAGUGGCCCACCCUGACCAGUCACUGGCCGAGCUGAGGUCAGCCCGGCCAGAUCUGAUGUCCGCUGACGUCAUCCCGGUGAUCAACGGUGCUGAUGAGUGCGUGGGCGUUCUGAGAGUACCAAGCCAUGCCAUGGACCCCACAACCCUCGUCUCGCACCUCAUGCUGCCCCCCCCGCCGUCGCUCUCCUGCCUCUCCACCGUCUCCGAAGCCGCUCUCCUCCUCUCCUCGCGCCGCACUCCCCUGGCGGCAGUGGUGGCGGGCAGUGCACGCAUGCGCUACGGGCUCGCCAAGGAGGCUGUGCAGAGGGGCGCGGGGGAGGAGCGGCGCGUGGUGGGGUUUGUGCGUGCUGAGGCCGUGUUCGAGGGGCAUGGCGGGUGCUGGUGGCACUCUGGGGAGCAGAGGGAGGGUGGGGAUGGUGGGGAGGAUGUGGCUGGUGUGGAGGGUGGUGAUGCGCCUCUUGGUGAAGCCCUCGCCCUGCUCUCUGCGCCAUUUCUCGCGGCCCUUGCAUCCCCCCUCGCACCCUGCCCGCCCACACGACUGCGCCUCGCCCCCCCAACGGCCACAGCAGCCACGCUCUCUGCUUUUACCGCCUCGCAAGAGACCAAGCAGGAAGGCUCUUCUUCCCCUGGCUCUGCGGUUGCCGCUGCUGCUUGCACCACCACAGAUAAUCACAGCAGUGCUAAUGCUGCUGCUGCUGCUGUUGAAACUGGAACCAUCAACACGACAAGCACCACCACCACCCCUGCCGCUUCUGCUACAGCCACCCCAUCCACCCGCCCAUCCCCACCGCGAAGGACCGCAUCCCUUCCCUUAGCCGCCACAUCCCCCAACCUAGCGUCCAUGUGGCAGCGCGUGAUUGGCUCCACGUCAGAGUGGGUUCCCCGGCCAGUGGAAGGACAGUUACGGCUGCAAGUGGGGCCGCCCGCGCCCCUCUUCACCCAGUCUGAAGCCCAAACCCACGCUGACAACCCCCAGAGCUCUUUGGGGGGCGAUCACAGCCCCUCUGAUUCAUCCUUCAGCGCGCAGGACUGGCAGCAGCAGGGGCCGCGGCGGGGGGAGACGGGCAUGGGGGUGCUGCUGUCGCCGGGGAGCCCGUGGGGGCGGCUGGUGAGGGAGUGGCGGUGGGCGCGCGUGCAGUACCUGUGGGACGUGCUGCUGGAACGGCACCCUAUUGUGUACAUCAUGCUGCUCAUGACCAUGUGCACCACACUUGUAUUCCUCGGCGGCUUCCUCUUCCACACCUUCCGGCGGCACAAGAGUCUGGGGGAGGACAUGUGGGACGCGUGGUCCGCCCUCGUGUCGUCCAGCUCGCACCUCAAGGAGAGCACGCAGGAGGGGAGGGUGAUAGGCAUCAUGCUCACGCUGGGAGGGCUCUUCUUCUACUCGCUGCUCACCUCCACCAUGACCGCGCAAUUCAAGCUGCGUAUGGAGUGGCUCAGGGAAGGCGCGCACUCACAGGUGAUGGAGCGGGACCACAUAGUGAUUGGCGGCAUCAACAACCGCCUCGCCACGCUGCUGCGCCAGCUCAGCAAGAGCCAGCACUUUGCCGUGCAGGACGGCUCUGCAGUGACCAGGAAGCGCACGGUGCUGCUGCUGACAGAGUUACCGCGCAAGGAGACGGAGAAGAUAGUGUCGCCUUACCUCAAGGACUGCCAGCACAUCAACCUCUUCAUCCGCAGCGGCCCGCUCAGCAGCACUGCAUCGUUCAAAAAGGUGGCGGCAGACAGGGCGCGCUCAGUCAUUCUCCUGGCGCCCAAGGACGACUACUACGAAGCCGAUGCAGACGUGGUGAUGUCAGUCAUCGCCCUCAAGCCCCUCCUAAGAGGCUCAAACACAGGAGUGGUGACGGAGGUGUCAAAGGGCAGCACGGGGUUGCUGCUGCGGGGCAUGGCGGAGGUGCGCGUGAGCGCCGUGGAGAAUCUCUCUGCCAAGCUCUUCGUGCAGUGCUCUAGGCAACCGGGGCUCGUGGACGUGUACUGCAAGCUGCUGGACCACACGGACGAGGUGAUCAACGUGAGGAGCUUCCCCUCACUUGCCGGCCUGCCCUAUGGCCUUGUGCGAAGGGGCUUCCCGGAGGCAGUGUGCUGUGGCAUAGUGAGGGACGGCAAGGUGCAGUUCCACCCCAAGGACUCUGAGCCGGUGCAGCGCACCGAUAAGGCAGGCGUAGGAGAGCAGCUGAGGGGAGGGGGGCACCGUUCUCACUCUCCCUCUGCCUCCGCCCUUCCCCUCCACAUCCCACCAGGUGAUGCUGAUAGCGCUGAAGCACACGCACGCACCGCCACUCCCCUCCAGCACUCAUGCUGCAGGCAGGACAUCACAGAUCGGGCAGAAGCAGGAGAGCAACUGGGUGGGAGUAGAUUUCCUCCGUCCCUCUCUAGCGAAUUCUCAUUCUUGCUCCUCCUUCUCUGGUCUCCGCCUCCCUUCCCCUCCACAUCCCACCACCAGUUGAUGCUGAUAGCUCUGAAGCACACGCACCGCCACCCCCCACCAGCACUCAUGAUGCAAGCAGCGCAGAUCAGGCAGAAGCAAGAGAGCAGCCGAGGGGGGCGGGAGGGGCGCGGGGGUGGUUCGAGUGAGGGGAUGGUGCGGGUGCACAGGGACUCGGCGCUAAAGACAAGAGAUGCCGGCCAGUUCAAGCCCAACGAGCCGGCUGCACGAGCGGAGCGCAUGGUGAUGCUUGGAUGGAGGACGGGUGUCCCGGACAUGAUCCGCGAGUUUGACGACUAUGUGGGGCCGGGCAGCGAGUUGGUCAUUCUGGCGGAGGAGAGCCUGGAGGAGCGCGAGAGGCAGCUCGCCAGGAUGCUGCGCACACCCCUCAGGAACCUCACGGUGGUGCACAAGGUGGGCAAUCCCAUGAGUCGCACAGAUCUGACAGAUGCCAUUCUGGACCCCGGCAGUGUGUUCCACCCCUUUGUGUCCGCCGGGGGAGACAUGUUCUUUGACAACGUGCCCUUCUCCAUUAUUGUCGUCUCCGACCGCUCCUGGCACCACGGAGAGCGCACCAAGCCAGACAAGCAGUCGCUGUACUCGCUGCUACUAGCAGAGUCGGUGUGCCGUGCCAACAAGAUCAAGGUGCAGUCUUUGAACGCGGAGCUGGAGGACAACCGGCUUGGACGGGAGGUGGUGGGCAGCCAUCCAUCGCUCACCUACAUCGGCACGUCUGACCUCAUGGGGCUAGUUACCUCACAAGUUACGGAGCAUGCGGAGCUGAACGCCAUCUGGACGGAGCUGCUCAACUCAUGGGGAGAUGAAAUCUAUGUCAAGGACGCGUCCCUGUAUGUGAGUCCUGGGGAGACCCCAACGUUCAACGAGCUGGCAGAGAGGGCAGUGCAGCGGGGAGAGGUGGCCAUCGGGUACCGGUGCGGCGACACCACAAUCAUCAACCCGUGCCCCAAGGACGUUCCGCUCGAGUUCGGCCCAGAAGACAGCCUCGUGCUCAUUUCUGAAUACGGCUAA
Messenger RNA from Closterium sp. Naga37s-1, 3582 nucleotides. Lineage: Eukaryota; Viridiplantae; Streptophyta; Zygnematophyceae; Desmidiales; Closteriaceae. The record is from the annotation of a GenBank genome assembly.